Molecule: messenger RNA, 1750 nt
Organism: Gadus morhua (Atlantic cod)
Lineage: Eukaryota; Metazoa; Chordata; Actinopteri; Gadiformes; Gadidae
Gene: mpp2a
Product: MAGUK p55 scaffold protein 2a
Exons: 13
Coding region: 83-1702 (539 amino acids)
Molecular function (GO): protein binding
Source: RefSeq, a predicted model, not a curated record
GUUAUGAUAUUUUUGGACAGGCUCCACCUCUCUCGGGGGAGAAAAUUCUUACAUUGAUUUAGCCCCCCAGGUGUUGGACGCGAUGAGUGACAGCACAGCCAGCUCCACCACAGCCAACGACCUGGACCUCAUCUACCUCAAGGGCAUUAUGGAGGGCCCCCUGGAGGCGGAGCGGCGUGACUCGGAGCCCCGUGCCACGGCGGUGCGGGACAACAACGUGGAGCUGGUGCAGGAGAUCCUCCGGGAGCUGGAGCCCUUCAGCCAGCGCUCAGAGACCGCCGCCCAGCUCAGGGACAUCCUGAGGCAGCCACACUUCCAGUCGCUGCUGGAGACCCACGACUCGGUGGCGUCCCAGGAGUGCGAGACCCCGCCCCCCAGCCCCUGUGACCACGUGGACCACGGGGACCCCCCCGGCGAGGGCCACACCCACAGCCUGCCCCACCCCCCCGAGGCCAUCCGCAUGGUGGGCAUCCGCAAGGUGGCCGGGGAGCACCUGGGCGUGACCUUUCGCGUGGAGGCGGGCGAGCUGGUGAUUGCGCGGAUCCUUCACGGGGGGAUGGUGGACCAGCAGGGGCUGCUGCACGUGGGCGACAUCAUUAAAGAGGUGAACGGACGGGAGGUGUGUCAGGACCCCCGGGUCGUGCAGGAGGAGCUCCAGGCGGCCAGCGGGAGCAUGGUGCUGAAGAUCGUCCCCAGCUACCACGAGACCAACACACCCAGACAGGUAUUCUACAAGUGCCACUACGACUACGACCCGGCCAAUGACAACCUGAUCCCCUGCAAAGAGGCGGGCCUAAGGUUUGAGACGGGGGACAUCAUGCAGAUCGUCAACCAGGACGACCUCAACUGGUGGCAGGCGCGUCACGUGGAAGGCGGGAGCGCGGGGCUGAUCCCCAGUCAGCUGCUGGAGGAGAAGAGGAAGGCCUUCGUCAAGAGGGACGCGGAGCUGCCCCCCGCAGCAGGAAACCUGUGCACUGGAAUCGGAGGAAAGAAGAAGAAGAAGAUGAUGUACGUGACCACCAGAAACGCAGAGUUUGACAGACACGAGCUGUUAAUCUACGAGGAAGUGGCCAAAGUCCCGCCCUUCAAGAGGAAGACUCUGGUUCUGAUUGGUGCCCAGGGAGUUGGGAGGCGGAGACUGAAGAACAAGCUCCUGUUGAUGGACGCGCCGCAGUUUGGCACCACCAUUCCUCACACCUCCAGGAAGCCCAAGGCGGGGGAGCGUGAGAGCCGCAUGUUUGCCUUCACCAGCCGCAGCCUGAUGGAGGCGGACCUGAAGGCCGGCCGCUUCCUGGAGCACGGCGAGUACGACGGCAACCUCUACGCCACCAAGACGGCCUCCGUCCACCAGGUGGCGGAGGCCGGGCGCGUCUGCAUCCUGGACGUCUCCCCCCAGUCUCUGAAGGUUCUGCGUACCUCUGAGUUCCUGCCCUACGUGGUGUUUCUCAAGGCUCCAGAGUUCCAGGUCCUCAAGGCCUUGAACCACUCUGCUGUGGACGCUGGGGUUGUCACGGAGACACUGACGGACGCAGAGCUGCAGCGGACGUGUGACGAGAGCGCGCGGCUGGAGGCGGCGUUCGGCCACUACUGGGACCUGACGCUGGUCAACGACAACCUGGACGAGACGUACCGCACGCUGAAGGCCGCGCUGGACACCGUCUCCAAGAACCCCCAGUGGGUGCCCGUCACUUGGGUGUUCUAGCCCCCAGCCUUCGGGUGUGUGUGGGGUGUGUGUGUGUGUGUGUGGGGG